Molecule: messenger RNA, 1418 nt
Organism: Polyodon spathula (Mississippi paddlefish)
Lineage: Eukaryota; Metazoa; Chordata; Actinopteri; Acipenseriformes; Polyodontidae
Product: leukocyte elastase inhibitor-like
Exons: 7
Coding region: 258-1418 (386 amino acids)
Biological process (GO): negative regulation of endopeptidase activity
Molecular function (GO): serine-type endopeptidase inhibitor activity
Source: RefSeq, a predicted model, not a curated record
UUGCUGAUGAUUCUGAAUCGUUUUCUUAUCUUAAGAAUUCAACUUCUCCGACUUUAAACUCUGUUUAUGGCCUCUUAUACCUUCAACACACAUCUUUCUAUUUCACAACUUGUGACUAGUACCUAGGUAUUUAUCCGGAAACAACCCGCUUCCCACACCCCCUUUAAGUAUUCUAGUGUUCAUCCGCAGUCUUAGUUUCAAUUGCCUGUGGACCAGGAACUGUGGCCAGAAGCAAAAAGGAACAGAAAACGACAAAAAUGUCGCAUGUAGAAAGUCUCAGUGUUGCCAAUACCCAGUUUACCCUGGACCUCUUCAGAAAGAUCAAUGAAACCAAUCCCAGUGGCAACACCUUCUUUUCUCCUUUGAGCAUCACAGCAGCUCUAGCAAUGGUGUAUCUUGGGGCCAAAGGAAACACUGCUGCUCAGAUGGCCAAGGCACUCCAUUUUGAAAAGACCACGGACGUGCACUCUGGUUUUCAGACACUGAGUGCUGACAUCAACAAACCUGGUGCUUCCUAUUUGCUGAAACUUGCUAACCGUCUGUACGGAGAGAAGACGUUCAGCUUUCUUAAGGAAUUCUUGGAGUCCACUUUGAAAUUCUACAGUGCAGACCUAGCAGCUGUGGAUUUCAUUGGUGCCACAGAGGAAGCGAGGCAGCAGGUCAACCAGUGGGUAGAAAGCCAGACAGAAGGUAAAAUUAAGGACUUACUGAAAGAGGGAUCAAUCAACAGCCUCACAAGACUGGUACUGGUGAAUGCAAUCUAUUUCAAAGGAAACUGGCUGAACAAAUUUGAUGAAAAGAAUACUAAAGAAAUGCCCUUCAAACUGAAUAAGAAUGAAAGUAAACCAGUCACAAUGAUGUAUCAGAAGGAGAAGUUUCCCUUCAAUUAUGUUCCUGAACUGAAACUCCAAGUCCUGGAGCUACCAUAUGCUGAGAAAGAGCUCAGUAUGAUCGUUCUACUGCCGAGUGAGAUGGCAGAUAACUCCACUGGAUUGCAACAGCUGGAGAAAGAGCUGACCUGGGAAAAGAUCCAGGAGUGGACUAAGAGGGACAACAUGGACACUCACACUGAUAUAUAUGUCCACCUUCCCAAGUUCAAGCUGGAAGAUAGUUAUGACCUGAAGACACACCUGGUUGGCUUAGGCAUGGCAGAUGUUUUCUGCUCCAAAGCUGACCUGUCAGGAAUGAAUGGAGGACCUGGCCUCUUCUUGUCCCAGGUUGUGCACAAGUCCUUUGUGGAGGUGAAUGAAGAAGGCACUGAAGCUGCUGCUGCCACAGCCGGCAUAAUCGCCUUCUGCAUGCUGCGAGAGGAGCAUUUUACUGCAGACCACCCAUUCCUGUUCUUCAUUCGGCACAACAAAACCAACAGCAAUAUUUGUCAUGAGUCUGCAGGCUCCAUUAAUACUGUGUUUUCAUAA